Messenger RNA from Cydia strobilella, 1393 nucleotides. It is a transcript of the gene Dh44-R2, whose product is annotated as diuretic hormone receptor. The coding region runs from base 135 to 1169 and encodes 344 amino acids. The record is from RefSeq and is a predicted model, not a curated record. Lineage: Eukaryota; Metazoa; Arthropoda; Insecta; Lepidoptera; Tortricidae. Gene Ontology annotation, molecular function: G protein-coupled peptide receptor activity; peptide hormone binding; diuretic hormone receptor activity. Gene Ontology annotation, cellular component: plasma membrane. Gene Ontology annotation, biological process: cell surface receptor signaling pathway; adenylate cyclase-modulating G protein-coupled receptor signaling pathway. The transcript is spliced from 11 exons.
CCUCGCGGCACUGCGCCGAAGGUUUCUGGCACAACUAUUCGGACUACUCAAACUGCACAGAGCGCAUCUCCAACACCUCAGCAACAGAUGUCUCGAGCCUAAUCUACCUCGCCGGCUACUCGCUCAGCCUCGCUAUGCUGUCGCUGGCUGUAUUCGUCUUCCUAUACUUCAAAGAUCUAAGAUGUCUACGAAAUACAAUACACACAAAUCUCAUGUCGACGUACAUUCUGUCAGCCUGCAGUUGGAUACUAAAUUUAUCUUUACAGAAUUGGUCGGACGAGGCGUCGCAAGAUCAAACGUCGUGUAUGAUCCUUGUGAUUUGUAUGCACUACUUUUAUUUGACCAACUUCUUCUGGAUGCUGGUUGAAGGUCUAUAUUUGUAUAUGCUAGUCGUGGAAACGUUUACUGCAGAAAAUAUAAAGUUAAAAGUCUACACCACUAUUGGAUGGGGCGCGCCGGCGGUGUUCCUAACGAUAUGGGUGAUAUCGCGGUGUCUCGUCACCGUGGUGCCUUCCAGUUCCACCGGCUCAGACGGGCUGGCGCUGGCUGGCGAGGCGAAGGUCUGCCUCUGGAUGCACGAGCACCAGGUGGACUGGAUCCACAAGGCACCCUCGCUCAUAGGGCUCGCGCUCAACCUCUUCUUUCUAGUCAGAAUCAUGUGGGUUCUCAUAACGAAACUGCGGUCAGCCAACACUCUAGAAACAGAGCAGUAUAGGAAAGCAACUAAGGCUUUGCUGGUGCUGAUACCCCUGCUGGGUAUCACCAACUUGCUGGUGCUGUGCGGCCCCAGCGACGACUCGUGGUUCGCGGCUGCCUUCGAGUACACAAGGGCAUUAAUGCUCUCCACACAGGGUUUCACCGUAGCAUUGUUUUAUUGCUUCAUGAACACUGAAGUACGGCACGCUAUUAGGUAUCACGUAGAACGGUGGAAGACCGGACGAGCGAUAGCUGGAGGCCGGCGGAGAGGCGCCUCGUACUCCAAGGACUGGUCUCCUAGGUCCAGGACCGAGAGCAUACGGUUGUACAGCCACCCGUCGAAGCGAGAGUCGGCCGCGUCCGAAACCACGACCACAACACUACUGGUACCGCGGCACUCGCUGGCUCCCCACCAUUUACAUGUCGAGUAUAAUGGCAGCGGCAGCGCCAGCGGCGACCAGUCGCCCGUGUGAGGUGAGAGGCGAGGGGGGCCCCCGCGACUACGCACUUUGUCCGAGGAAGACACACCUACCUCGCCCGCCUCUCUCGCUCUCUUCAACUGUCCUUUCGACGUGCCUACUGUCUCUGUUCAGUAAUUAUUCGCUCCGCGCAUGACUAUAGCGCCACCCUAGUGUGGAACAUAUUGUUUAUAUGACAGUUCGCAGCUGCCAAAUAUGAUGUCGUGGUGUCGCUUGUA